Messenger RNA from Penicillium macrosclerotiorum, 1767 nucleotides. RefSeq names its product C2 domain protein. The transcript is spliced from 2 exons. Bases 1 to 1767 code for a protein of 588 amino acids. The record is from RefSeq and is a predicted model, not a curated record. Lineage: Eukaryota; Fungi; Ascomycota; Eurotiomycetes; Eurotiales; Aspergillaceae. Gene Ontology annotation, biological process: positive regulation of gene expression.
AUGGCCACCCAGAAGGUUGACCAGUAUGGCCCCAAGCUGGUGGAAAAGGUCGACAAACUGCAGCACCGACUCAGCAUGAAAGACGGUGCGCAACCUGCCGGAGGGUUCGAUGCCACCCCGAUUCCCCCUGCGCCGCCCGGAUACACCAUCAAGUUCACUUUUCACCGGGGCAAAGACUUGCCCGUCGCGGAUUUUGGCAGUUUUUCUUCGGAUCCGUAUGUUUUCGCGCAUUUGGACGUCAACCUCCCUCGGCGUCAUAAACAGGAUCCCGAUAUCACCUUCCGGACUCCCACUGUGCGCAAAGACAUGAACCCCGUGUGGAAUUGCGAAUGGAUUGUCGCCAAUGUCCCUGCCUCGGGCUUUCACCUCAAGGCCUACGUGUAUGAUGAGGACCCCGCCGACCAUGAUGAUAAGCUGGGCAUCGCCUUUCUGGAUGUACCGUCAAUGUCGGAGGAUUGGCCGGGCAUCAAAGAGCAAUCGUUUAAGGUGAAGAAGCGCUUCGGCAGCAAGCGGGUCUAUGUCUUUACCAAUGUCUCCGCCUUCGCGACCGGUCAUCAUAAGGAGUCGUUUAUCACCAUAAGCGCCGAGUGCUUGGGCCGAACCCCCGGCACUGAUGGGGGCCAGAUGUAUACCCUCGGUCCAAAUCACUGGUUCAAACACUUCUCUCCGUUGAUCGGGCGACUGACCGGAACAAAAGAUCAGGUUCAGGUCCAGGAUGGUAGUGGGAAGGCCAUCAGCCGAUACAAUUUCCAAGCGAUUCAGAUGCAACUCCGAGGGCCCGUUCCCUCCGAUCUCUACCAUCGUUAUGUGGAAUUCAAACCGUUCGUUGCGGGUAUGUUCCAAGCACAAAGUUUGAGAGGCCGAAUCCUUCACAAAGCCCUUCACCAUCAACAUCAGCGGAUCUAUAACUUCGACCGCUCGACUCUGCAUGGCGUGUUCCCCGAGCCCUGCCGGGAAUUUACGCAGAAAUUCCUGGAAUUCACUCAUUAUGGCCAGGGAGGUCGGAUCUUCACUUAUGUGUUGAUGCUGGAUGGUCAGCUUCGGUUUACAGAAACGGGUAAGGAAUUUGGGAUCGACCUCCUGAGCAAGCACACAAUGCACAGCGAUGUGUCUAGCUACAUUGCGUACUCGGGUGAAUUCUUCGUGCGCCGUCGCCGGCACCACCAUCGACACCGCUCGCGCUCUCAGUCGCCUAUCUCUCGCCCGUCCACCGACUUCCCCGUCGAGGAGGAUGAAGAGGAUGAAAGGAGGAAGGAGGUGUCGACGGAGCCCUCCACCGAGCCGACUGACUACGAGCUCUUUAUCGACAACGACAGUGGAACGUAUCGGCCCAAUAACAAAAAGCUCCCUGUCCUGAAGGCAUUCCUAAUCUCCAACUUGCCGGGCCUCCAUAUCUCUACGCUGGAUUGCACCGGGGAUGCCGAGCGCAUGGGGCAGAUGAAAGCGGAGCAACGCGAGUUCAAGAAGGAACAGGGCCAUCUCAUCACCUUUCUCCAGCAGAGCAGCGUGUCCUCAUUCUCCAUCUCGAGUUCGGAUGAGGAAGAACUCAACCAGCGAAGUGGGGAACCCUCCAAGCAACGGGGAGAUCUGUCCCGGCGGGUGCACGAGAUGCGCGAUAUGAAGGGCCAGAUGCUGAAAUGGGUCGAAGCCGAUGGACAUGCAGAUCGGCCGAAGCAUCGCUAUAUCGUCGGGCGCGAACGAGCCUCCUCGACGGGGGAGAUUCGUCAAGCGCCGGCGGUGCCUUCAGCGGCCAACCCAACCACCUAG